CCUAGAGAACUCACCAUGACACUGCUUUGGCCUUUCCUUAAUUUGAUGCUCUUAGUGCUGGGCUGCUGCUCAGCUGCCCCCCGAAAGCACCCCUCCGCCGGGCCUGUCCUGAUUCACUUCCCAGGAGAGAAAAUGAACCGUCUUACAAAUGAGCAAUUCGCUGAGGAAUACCUGUAUCGUUACGGCUACAUCCCGGCAGGGAUGUUGGAUGGCACCGAGUCUACUUUGAAGCAUGCGCUAAGUAAACUCCAGCGUCAGCUGGCCCUACCGGAGACAGGAGAGCUGGACAGCGCCACUCUAGCAGCAAUACGCGCUCCACGCUGCGGUGUACCCGACGUGGGCGGAUUCCAAACCUUCGAGAACGAGCUCAAGUGGGACCAUCAGAACAUCACCUAUCGGGUCCAGAAUUACUCCCCAGACCUGUCUCCUGAGGUGACGGAUGACGCUUUCGAACGAGCCUUUGCUCUGUGGAGUAGCGUGACCCCACUCACCUUCACUCGUCUCAGUAGUGGGGACGCAGACAUCCUUAUUAAGUUUGGGACCGAAGAACAUGGUGAUGGAUAUCCUUUCGACGGGAAAGAUGGGCUCUUGGCUCACGCUUUUCCCCCCGGCCCAGGAAUCCAAGGAGAUGCCCAUUUUGACGAUGACGAGUUCUGGACCCUAGGCAAAGGCGUCGUGGUCCACACGCGGUUCGGGAACGCAGAAGGUUCCCCCUGCCACUUUCCCUUUAUUUUCGAGGGCCGUUCCUUCUCUUCCUGCACCACCGAAGGCCGCUCUGAUGGGCUACUCUGGUGCAGCACUACUGCUGACUACGACACUGACCGGCUCUGGGGCUUCUGCCCCAGUGAAUUGCUCUACACCCUGGAUGGUAACGCCAAUGGAGAGCCCUGCGUGUUCCCCUUCACCUUUGAGGGUCGUUCCUACACUGCCUGUACCACCGAGGGACGCUCUGACGGCUAUCGCUGGUGCGCCACCACCUCCAAUUACGAUCAGGACAAGCGUUAUGGCUUCUGUCCCAACCGAGAUACUGCGGUAACUGGAGGCAACUCCCAAGGGGAACCCUGCGUUUUUCCCUUCACUUUCCUGAAUCGAGAAUACUCUGCCUGCACUAGUGAGGGCCGCACUGACGGUCGCCUCUGGUGUGCGACCACCGAUGACUUCGACCGCGACCGCAAGUGGGGGUUCUGCCAGGAUAGAGGGUACAGUUUAUUCCUUGUGGCGGCACACGAGUUUGGGCACGCACUGGGCUUGGAGCACUCAUCUGUGCGGGAAGCGUUGAUGUUCCCAAUGUACACUUUUACUGAGGAACCCCCAUUACAUCCAGAUGACAUAAAGGGAAUUCAAUAUCUAUACGGUUCUAGGACUGAGCCGGAACCCAAACCUCCGACCUCCAGUCCUUUAGAGCCAGAUUCUACCACCCAGGCCAAUGCCUGCCCCACCCUGCCCCCCACUUCCAGACCCACUGGUCCUCCUACUGCUCGACCCUCAGCACCCCCUACUGCUGGUCCCACCGGUCCUCCCACAGCCAACCCUACUGUGCCUCCCACUGGGCCUUUUGAUCCAGCUGAUGACAUUUGUGGCGUCCAGAUAUUCGAUGCCAUCGCUGAGAUCCGGGGCCAACUUCACUUCUUUAAAGACGGGCGGUAUUGGCGAAUCCAGCAGGGCUCCAAGAGACGGGCUCAAGGCCCUUUCUUCAUCACCAGCACCUGGUCUGCAUUGCCCUCGAAACUGGACACGGCUUUCGAAGAUCCACUGACUAAGAAACUCUUCUUCUUCGCAGGCCAGCAGGUGUGGAUAUACACAGGUCAGUCAGUUCUGGGUCCCCGACGACUGGAGAAACUGGGUUUGAAUUCCAGAGUGCGAAGCAUAACUGGUGCCAUUCAACGUAAUGGGGGCAAGGUGCUAUUAUUCAACCAGAAUCAAUUUUGGAGGUUGGAUGUGAAGAAGCAAAAGGUAGACCAAAGUGAACCUCACCCUGUGGAGGAUAUGUUUCCUGGAGUACCAGAGAACUCUCAUGAUGUUUUCCUAUAUCAAGAAAAUGCGUACUUCUGCCACGACCGCUACUUUUGGCGAGUGAACCUUCGAGACCAGGUGAACAAGGUGGAUCAGGUUGGCUACGUGACCUACGACCUCCUGAACUGCCCAGAGGAGUAAUCGUUCAGCUCUCCAUGGAUGCUCUCAGAGCAAGUGGGUAUAAGAGCUGAGGAAGGAGAAGACGAAAUUUUGCUGUGCAAAUGGGGAUAGAUCUGAAAGGAGCGGAAGGUGCGGGCCGGCCCGCAGCUGGAGGCAGGGCAGGGCAGGUCCGGUUCCUUCCUCCCAGUUGGGAAUGUUUCUAAUAAACUCGGAUUUUCAAA
Messenger RNA from Antechinus flavipes (yellow-footed antechinus), 2354 nucleotides. RefSeq names its product matrix metallopeptidase 9 (gene MMP9). Gene Ontology annotation, molecular function: zinc ion binding; metalloendopeptidase activity. Gene Ontology annotation, biological process: proteolysis; extracellular matrix organization; collagen catabolic process. The transcript has 13 exons. Bases 16 to 2154 code for a protein of 712 amino acids. Gene Ontology annotation, cellular component: extracellular matrix. The record is from RefSeq and is a predicted model, not a curated record. Lineage: Eukaryota; Metazoa; Chordata; Mammalia; Dasyuromorphia; Dasyuridae.